Molecule: messenger RNA, 17969 nt
Organism: Pelobates cultripes (western spadefoot toad)
Lineage: Eukaryota; Metazoa; Chordata; Amphibia; Anura; Pelobatidae
Source: the annotation of a GenBank genome assembly
AUGUCGGGUGAUGCUGGGAAAGUCUUGGUGUUUCCAGUAAGAAAUGGUUGCAAGGUGCUCAUGUUUGGUGGGAUACACGGUGGCUGUUCUUGAUUCAUACCAAACUGUUCUUUCUCCAGAGUCUGACCAAGAAAGAAUUCUGGCAGCUGGUUCAGCAGAGUUAUGGCGCGGAGUUGGGUCUGAAUAAUGAAGACAUGGAAACCGUAUCCUUGCCUUCAGAUGACAAUGGGCCGCUCAGGUACGUGGACAUCUCUGCUUCGACUCACCACUUCCACUGGCACAGGAUUGGAGAUCCAGUUUCCCGACUGCCUGGUAGAAUUUUCCUCUUACAAGGUUACUAAUGGAAAAGGAUGUGGAAAGUGAAGGCAGUAGUAGUCCCAGUUGUGAUAGGAGCACUCGGGGCUGUGAUUUCAGCAGAUUCCAGGUGGGAUCUGAGAUCGCUGUGCAGAAGAGUGCAGUUCUAGGAAAGCUAAGAUACUGCGAAGAACCCUCAGACUCCCAGGCCUCUGGUAGAGGACCCGAGAAUGAGAAAUAUACAAAAUACCACCCUUGGGGGGUAUGAAAAUAAUGGUAUUUAUUUUAACUUGUAUAUCCUAAAUAAAAAGGCAGAAAGCUGUAUUAUAGGUCCUUUAAGGUGGCCAGAUUGUCACCUGUAUUGUGUGUGAGUUUAGGUAUGCCUAUCAUGCAAGUAUGAUAUAUCCCUUUACAGGCAUCAUUUUAUUUUUAUUUAAUAAUAGAUAUUGCCUGCUUAUUGCAGAUAUAUUUAACCAUCACGCGUGAUAGACCAUUCCAAGUUGACGUUAUCCCGUGGGACAAGCUAUUAAGAUCUGGGCGGCCUGGUACUUAUUUUAUAUGUUCUCUGCCACUGAGUGGAUUGUGUGUUCUAUGUUCUAGGGCAGCGGCCAAGGUAACGUGUGAAGAUGUGGGUGAGAGGACGGAGAAGACAUCAAGGGGCAAUUCCCUAACUAGAGAUAGUAUUUCUCAAACGGAGGCUGAUGGUCCUAGUAUGAACUUCCUACAAAUGGUAAGAAUUCCUUUUGGUUUGGAUCACCCAGGCUCAUUUAAUGUCUUUAAUGACAAACUGUGUCCUGUUCUCAGAGCAGGAAUAUACAGAGAACAAGACAGAGAUACAAAUAAACGUACAGAGACAGAUUCCCUGCACGUUUUGUUCAUGUCUUAUGAACGCUGUUUCUCUGGCAAUUUUUUCAACUACCAUGAUUUAUUGCUGGUAUAGAGGGCUGACCGUGGGGAUUUUACUACGGCUGGCAAUGUAUGUUUUGGUUAUCCCUCCCCUAGAGUAUCUGUUUUAUUACAUGGAUUAUUUUUUUUUAGGGUGGAGGGUGUAUUACAUUUUUAUUAUUUAUUUUUUUGGCAAGUCUUUGUGUGUUAAACAUACUAUGAUUUAAUAACCACCAGGGGUGCUAAAAACAUUUAAACACCCUAUGCCAUUCUAGAAGUACUUACAGUUGGAGAACUGCAAACAUGCUUGAAAUGACACACCGAUUCUAUUUGAAUGUUCUAUAAUGGUUAGACAGGCAGGGACCCCAUCGACAGAGUCACUAGCUAAUGUCACUUUUGGUUUCUUCUAUAAAUGGAGCAUAUUAUUAUUAUUUAUUAUUAUAUUUACAUAGCGCCAUCAGAUUCCGUAGCGCUGUACAAUGGGUGGACUAAUACAUGUAACUGUAACCAGACAACUGGACGUACAGGAACAGAGGUGGUGGAGGGUUAUGGUUAUGAGUAUUUUCCAUAGAUUGCAAGCUUCUUACAAAACCUGUACUCUUCAUGAACUCGUUCGGUUCUUUCAUGUAGGGAGAAUCCUACACUAACUCUUUCUUGCCUAGUUAUCGACUCAGGUUGUGAUUGAAGAAGGAGAGAAAUCUGUGAGUAGGAGUCCUCUCCUGGACUCUGAAAGGAAGGGUAACCUCCGGGUGAGCAUUGGGACCCCGGCACUCGCACUCGAUUUGAAUGGGAAUGAGAAUCAGCAUGAGGAUGGAAGUAGCUGCACUGAUACCCCUGAUGAAGGUAUGUAGGAUGGCUUGCCGAGGAUGGCUUACACAGACAUAGAAUGUUAUUUAUUUAGCAACUAGACCAACAUUCAGAACACAGCCAAAUGGGCCAGCACCUGUGUAUUGAGAUAAUUGGCAGACAGGAGUUCGCACUCAACAUAUAACAGGUAGGAUUAAACACUCACCGUAUCUGAGGUUCUGGCUGGCAGUUGGGAGUGCACACUCGCCAUGUGGGAGGUUGCUGGCAGGCGGGAGUGCACACUCGCCAUGUGGGAGGUUGCUGGCAGGCGGGAGUGCACACUCGCCAUGUGGGAGGUUGCUGGCAGGCGGGAGUGCACACUCGCCAUGUGGGAGGUUGCUGGCAGGCAGGAGUGCACACUCGCCAUGUGGGAGGUUGCUGGCAGGUGGGAGUGCGCACUCGCCAUAUGGAAGGUUUAUUUUUGUUUUUACAGGUUAUGACAAAGGUUUUGAAAAUCAGAUAGAAGGCCGGCUGUACAUCAAUCGUACCUUCCACAUCAGCGCUGAACGCAUGUUUCAGCUGCACUUCACAGAGUCCCGCUUCAUGCAAACGUUCUUGGAUUCGAGGAAGGUGUUGGGUAAGCCUGGGUUCUCUUCAAUUAUAGAGAGAUUCUAAGAAAAUGGUAGGCAGCGGUGUAUAAAAUAUAAAUAAGGCAAAAUGGGGCUAUAUUGUUGAUCCAUACAAGUUAAAAAGUAGAAAAUAAGAGCCAGUUAAAAUACUUGUCUCAAGUACGAUACCCUUAAAUACUUGUGAAGUACGAUAUAUAUGGGGAGUCCUGGCCCCUCUUCUGUAUUACUUCCUGUAAAAGUUCCUCAUAACGUUAUAUGGUAUUAACUUUUAAUUUUGUUUUUAUCUUUGGAUUAGAGUAUUUUUUAUUAUUUUUUUAAUUCUUUAUUUUUGGUUCAAUUCAUAGGAAGAGAAAUAUAAAAAAAAAAAAAAUUAAUGUAAGGUUUGUACAGCAAUAGAAACAGUGUCUCGAUAUGCAGUAUUCAUUUAAACAUUCUAUGAACUGUUUGAUUAGAGUAUUUUUAGUUAACGCAUUUACUACUUUUACGUGGAAUCUCUGUGGACCUCUUCACUCAUUGAGAUGAGCAAGCCUACCAUUGGGACCGUAUGAGUGUAAAUUUGUGCCAUUUUACAGGCUACACACUUUGCGAUUUCUGUCCCUAUAACUGCGGGAGCUUAUACAGAAGAGGGACCAGGACUCCCAAAAAUAUCAUACUGCGCAAAUAAACUGGCUCUUACUUUUCAACUUGUGUGGAUCGGCAAUAUUGCACUAUUGUCCCCUUAUUUAUAUUUUAUUCACUGCUGUCUACCAUUUUCUUAAAAGCUCCUCCUGGUGUAUGUAUAUUUCUUUGUGUUUUGUGUGUGGGUAAUGGGGAGUCCACGCAGGUGUUCAGCUUCACGUAUUUAUUCACUUUAAAACUGUGUGUUUUUAGUUUUCUGCUCGUUCACUAAGCUCCCCAAAUAGAGACCAGCUCAGUGCAAACAUAGAGCAUCUGGCUGAAAGAAAAGCAAAGUAUGCCGCUAGUUCAGUUAUUUUGGUUUUACAAUUUGAAGAAAGACUCUAAAUACAUAAAAGCACUCCAAUUUUUCUGGAGUCUUUCCCAUAUUUGAUUUGACAGUUCAUUAAAGUGCCGUUUUUUUUUUUUUUUAUUCUUUAUUUUGGUUGUGCAUUUAUGAAAAUUACAUACAAUCGUUCUAUAAGUCACGGCAUCAUAGACAGGCUUCAAUACUAUAUGUUUACAACUGGAAGUGACAUUUGAGGAACAUGCACAUUUUUUAUAUUAAUGUUUAAACAAGCUUUAACCAUUUAGUUACAUCUGAAAAGUCCAGCUAGGCAAAAAAUAAUGGUGAUUAACACAAAAUGUUAACGUAGAGCUCCUUUAAAUAAUAAGAAUAAUACGGUAGCUUAAACUAUGUGGUUAGGCACAUGAGGCACGUUACAAAUUGCUAUGGGCAUCAGGAGAGAGAUUAUCUGGUGAGACAGUGUCAUCUAGGCAUAUUAGGUAGGCAGACAGUAACAUUGUCAGAGAAGCAUGAAACCACGUAGAUGGGGUAAAACAAUGUGGAUUAGAGUAAUGGCAUAUACUUUGUAUAGAUAGGUCAACCUUGGGUAAAUAUAACAUUCUGGAGGCUAAGCUAGUGCCUUGCCUAACUGAGGUGUAUGGUCAUUAGCGUCCUCAAGCAUGUGUGAGCUGAGCCAGCUGAGCCAACUGACCCUAACUAACCCUAACUGGCAUCAACUGAGCCCAUGAGUGGGUGUGUGUCGUUCACUGGUUAAAAAGGGGGAAAUGUGUAAUUGUGGAACAGGAGCUGGGUUCUUAACAAUGAAACAAGCUGUGUUACUUAAGUGUCCCAGAACGUCUCUUAGCCCACGCCAGCAGCUGGUAUGGCUUCGUCCCCCAGAGUGGCAAUGUCGGUGGUGCUUGAAGAUGUUGCCCUCAGGUCGUCGCCGUUUUCCCCAACCAGGGCUUGUAUUCGAUGGCCGCAGGAAUGAGAGGAGCAUGCUUUGCUUUGGCAGGUUCGUCGUUUCGUUCGGGUGUUCCUGCUGUGUCCCGAUUUCCCGCCUCUUUGGCUCCGGGACUGUAUGAGAGCCCUUGCCUUUUGUCCAUGAAGCCUCCCAAUCUCGGUUGUUGGCUUGUGAGCCCGUGGGUUCUCCUCAUCCCGGGCGUCCCCACUGGUGUAUGGACGGCAUGGAGUAAACUCCUGGCAGGCUCCCAGCCCAGAAGAGUAUCGGGCAGUCUGGAUAUUAUCUUCGGGUACCCUCUUGGCAGGAGAUGCUGGUGGGAGAGAUCUUACUUCAAGUCUAUGCCAGAACGCUUGGCAGAUUGCGUCAAACUUGCUUUCAAAAGCUUCCCUCCACUUUUGAGCCGGUGGGCCCAGGUUACUCUGCUUUGGUUGCAGCUCGGCGGCCAUCUUGGUAGCGCCAUGCAGGCUGUUUCUGUGCCACUCAGGAUCCGCUGGAGAUAGGUAUGUUGCUGCAUGUUGGUGCUUCAUUCCAGCGGGGACCGGGAUAUCCCCCACCGGUCCUAAGGGGGGCGACGGGGCUCCAGUGUCGCUUUGAGCACGUUUCCUCCGCCGGGGGAUCGGCCGCCUCCCCCAGACAACAGGCCGCGCACCUUUGAGUGUCGCCAGGCCUGGGACAUGGUUUGCCAGUCGGAGCAAUAACAAGCUUAGCGGGGUCCGUGUGGCUGUGGGUAUGUCUCGCUUGUGGUUUAGCCUUGGUACCCGCUUACAAAACACACAAUUCCCUUCGAUUAGUCUCAGGGUUGCCGGAGCUCCAGGCAAACACGUCCAGCCAGCUCGAGAGUCAGGCCCCGCCCCCUAAAGUGCCGUUUUUAACACCCAGAUCGUGCCCGAAGCGCAUCCUCCCCUUUCAGAUACCUGGGGAGGCUUUCUUCUAUGUUCGUUAGAUGCGCCAAGUUUACUGAAGUGGCAGACGCACUGGGCUAAAGGGUGCAGCCUUCACCAGGUGCCCCCAGGCCUGAAUUCCAUUGUAUAGGUAACAGACUUGUAACCACACAAUCUUUUCCUUUUUAGACGUUGAGUACGGUCCGUGGCAAUUGGAUGAUACAGGAAAUCAGCACAGAAUAGGGACUUACACCAUAACGCUCAACAACCCACUGAUUGGAAAGUUCACCACAGCUACAGAGAAACAGGUAUGUGACAGAUGUUUUAUCUGUUUGGGGGGAAAUCGUGCUUGUUUGUUGUGUUGAAUAAAAUAGGGUAAUAGAAUAACCUGUAGAGAAACUCUGAAUAAAGCAUGAAAAAUGAGUCUACCUGUUGGUAAAUGUGUCAAACUAGAAAAAACAGAGCUUCCAUUCAUUCGUGCUGGGGGCACUAUUCGUGCAUAAACGGAUACGCUCACAUGACGGUGUCAUUGUUAUUGAACCAAAUGGGAAGCUGCUGGAAUACACCCAUGAGCCAUAGUUUCGUGUGGAGACAUGUAUACACCGUACUUCCUUCGUGGGAAUGAAUGGGAGAUGAUAGUGCCUUCCUCCAUUUCGACCAUGAUAAAGGGAUGUUACUGGAAGCGAAUUGGAGCCCAGAUAUUUCCUGUGGAUAGACCCUUAAAUAAGAAGCUGUACAUGAACUGAUCAGCCACAACAUUAAAACCACUGACCGGUGAGAUGAAUAACCUUGAUUCUAUAGUUACAAUAGCACCUGUCAAUGAGUGGGAUAUAUUCGGCAACAAGUGAACAGUCAGUUCUUGAAUUUAGAGUGUUGGAAGCAGGAAAAAUGGGCAAGCGAAAAGAUGUGAGUGACUUUGUCAAACGUCAAACUGUGAUGGCUAGACUAAGGGUUCAGAGUAUCUCCAAAAUGGCAGGUCUUGUGGGGCGUUUCCAGUUUGCAGUGGUUGGUACCUAGCAAAAGUGGGGCAAGGAAGGACAACGCCUUCUGUGGUUAAUAAAAUAAGAACCAUAGAAUUGGCAUCAGGGUCGUGGGUGCCCAAGACUCAUUGAUGAACGUUGGUAGCAAAGUCUAGCCUGUCUGGUCCAAUCACACAGAGGAGCUACUGCAGCUCAAAUUGCUGAAAAACCUAAUGCUGCCCAUGGUAGAAAGGUGUCAGACCACACAGUGCAUCACAGUUUGCAAUGUAUGGGGCUCCAUUGCCACAGAGUGAUCAGAGUCCCAGUGCUGACCCCUCUCCACCGCCAAAAGCACCUUCAGACAUGAGCAUCAGAACUGGUCCAUUGAGCAAUGGAAGAAUGUUGCCUGGUCUGAUGAAUCCAUAUUUCUUUUCGAUUAGGUGGCUGGCCAAGUGUGUGUGCAUUGUUUACCUGGGGAAGAGAUAGCAGCCGGAUGCACUAUGGGAUGAAGGCAGGCCGGCAGAGGCAGUGUUAUGCUCUGGGCAAUGUUCUGCUGGGAAACCUUGGGUCCUGGCAUUCAUGUGGGUGUUACGUUGACACAUACCUAGAGAUUGUUGCAGGCAAUGUGCAUGUCUUCAUGGCAAUGAUGGUCCCUGGUGGCAAUGGCCUCUUUUAGUAAUAUAAUGCACCCUGCCACACUGCAAAAAUUGUUCAGGAAUGGUUAGAGGAACAUGACAAAGAGUUCAACUUGUUGCAUUGGCCUCCAAAUUUUCUCAUAUCUCAAUCCGAUUGGAACAACAAAUAGAUCCAUGAAGGCCCCACCUUGCAAAUUGCAGGGCUUGAACAGGAUACGUUCAGAGACCCUGUGGAGUUGAUGCCUUGAAGCAUCACAAGGGGGACCUACAAUACUACAAUAUUAGGCAGGUGGUUUUAAUGUGGCUGUCAGUGUAUAUUAUGCAUUAUACGAAUACAUUCUUAAAGUGUGUUGAAUUCCACCUUGAGCAAGUUUGUAAGAUAAUCCGUAUGUAGAAAGCCUGUGUAUUGCUGGGGUUUGUUCUGGAAUUUACUGGGUGUGUUUAUUGGGGCAAUAAUGGAACAAGAGACAGGCCUUCCAUGGUGGCUGUAUAUCGGGACAGAAGAACAAAACAGCCAAUUUGGUAAAAGUCUCCAGGGCAACUAGGCUUCGAAUUUGGCUAUUUUGGUUUAUUAUAAAUUCACUUUGAAUUCCUGACUAUUCACACUUUAGUGAGUAACCCAUUCUAGAGUCUCCCUGAGGACCUUGAAAAUGACAAAAUAAAAAUGUUUCUCCUUUAUAUUUCAGACGUUAUUGAAAGAGAGCCAGGAAGGCCAAUUAUACAUUGUACAGAGAGAGGUUGUGACCCAUGAUGUGCCCUAUCAUGAUUACUUUUACUCCGUGCACAAAUACAUCAUUGCCAGAACGUCCAGACACAAAUGUAAACUACGGUAAGAGCGCCGAAUGUGACCUGUACAUCCAUCAUCCGCAUAGAAAAACACUGUACAAAUAUCUACUUUGGUUACAAACACAGAAACUUUGGAUCCCGUAAGCUCCUAAAUAAAACUUUAUAUAGUGAGAUGCGUCUGUAUUAUAAUUUACCAUUAAUUGCAUGAAUAUUAAAAGUUGCUAAGAAUUCUCAAAAACUCUAAUACAAGUGAAAUCUAGAUUAUAUCCACUUACUGGCUUGUUGCACCAUCCUGAGUGUCUGCACCAUCUUUUGUGUAUAAUAAAAUGAGAACUGUGGAGUUUGGUAAUAACAGAACAACAGGAUGUAAAAUAUCUCCAUAUUCUUAUUAACUCCCACUUUUGGGAGGUAAGCAUUUUACAGGUUUCAUCCCCUGUGGCAUUUAAUCGCCAGGUUCAAUUUAGAGAUCUGGAUGACAUAGGUUUGAAUGUCUUCUCUUCUACUGAGAUAAAUUAAAUGAGUACCGAGCCAUGGUGACUUAUUGUACAGCAAUGAGGGAAGCACAAAUAUUAUCAAUAGAAUAAGGUGUUUGUUUCUUCAACUUUCCCAUGUCCUGUGUUUUCUGAUCUCUUGUAAUCAUGAUCUAUGAUUGAACGUAGCAAGCUCCUUGUCUAAUAUCAUUCAUGGAGUCUUUUUGCAAACCUAUUAAAAUAACCCCAUGAUCAACGUACUCUUCCACCUUUCCAGGGUUUGUUCAGAUUUGAAGUACAAGAAGCAGCCAUGGGGCAUAGUAAAGACGUUCAUCGAGAGAAAUUCCUGGAGUGGGCUUGAUGAAUACUUCAAACAGUUAGGUCUGUCCUUCCUUCACAGCUGCUCAAUUAUGAUUAUAUCUAGUCUGUUCUAGAUCCACCAAUCGGUCAUUCUGCUCCAUGUUGAUGAAUUGACUGUUAUUGCUAUUAUUAUUGGACGGUAAGCAGUGCCUUCAGUCCAUGCUAAGGAUUGCCUAACAUGAGUACAGGUGCCUUUCAGGUUUAGGUACAGUCGCUUUAGUGUUGCAUGAAAGAUACUCUUGUGGGUUCCUGAGGCUGACUAGUUACCUGCAUUGUUUGCUGAAGAAAUUAAUUAUCAAUGUGUCUCUGUUAAAGGAAAAUGUAUUUGUUUUUUAAAACUGUUUAAUAGAUGUAUCCCAAAUAAAACAUGCAUCUAUUUCUUUCUGAAUGUUUGUUUUCUUUGGAGGAAUAUGAAAUAGACAGCUUGCAAAAGCUGCAGACCUGUUCUCUGCAGCCUUUGUAUAUCCUCCCAUCUUUCCCCAGCCCAGACUCAUUGAGAAGAAUCUCUAUGCUGGAGCCGUGGGCGCAGACACAAUUGCGGCUUUCCAAUGAGCCGUAAUACAGAGACGGGAGAAAGGAGGCAUUCUCUAGUUUAGCACGCUCGUCACUUCCAUUAGGUAUGUAGACAAACGGAAGCGGAAGAAAACGUCCCUGCUAGUGUCUGAAAGCCAGUAAGGGGUUUCUGCUCCCAAUGAUAAACAUGCAGAUUUUCCAUUGAAGCUGCCACCUUUCGAACUCGUCAGAUAUAUGACAGACUCCAGACACAUGAAGCACUUCAGCAAGCUGAAUGGUGUAUGUGUCUGCAGUGUUCCUUUAAUUAAAGUGGGCUACACCAGUUAAUGUUAUGGGGACAGCAAAUUAAGUUGCUCCCUUUGCCAAAAUCCGAAAUAUUGAGGAAUUUUAGCAAAGUCAAAAACAUGGAUAAUGAACAAUGUGUACAUCUUAAUUAAUAUCUAAUUAACUGGGUAAUACAUGGUCACCGUUUAGAAUUGUGGGAGCACAUGAGAUGUGUGGAAAUGCUUUGCUUGGCCUUCUAUUCCAUUCUCCGUGAGAAUAGACCUAUCCUUGUACAAUCAGAGUUGACAUUCUCUGCUUGGACUGUAUCCAACAAUGAGGGAUUCCUUUUGUGGCCAGACUGUCUGUCUGCUUUUAAAUACAUCUUCUAAACUGCCUAACAAAAACUCUGUAUGCUCAUCUGAUAUUAUUUAAUUCCCUAUUAAUUAGAAAUGCAGUGCGGGGAAUAUGCUGUUCCGACAAAUAAUCGCACAAUCUGUUAAUGGUGUAAAUAAAACCACAUGGCUCUAACAGGGUCCUAGCAUCAUAGCCUCCUGUACGCCCAACUGUCUAACUACUUGUUAGUCUGCCUAUUGUACAGCGCUGCAGAAUGUGUUGGUGCCUUUAUAAGUAAUAGCGAAUCACAUUUCUAGAACGUGUAGAACAUAUUUUUUAGUCUGCUUUGCAUUUUGUGGGGGUUAGCAAGACACCAGAAUAUAGCACAGAACGCUUGCUAAUAAAUCUUCGCUUACUUUCCACAGAUUAUAUGUACAAUUAGGAAAAUAUUUACUUACAAUAUGAUUUCUCUGUGUUUUUAGAAACUGACCUGCAGAUAGAAGAAACCCCAAAUACAUCUGUGUCAGAUGUCAACAAACCCAGCACAAUUCGAAGAAGGAGAAGGCAUCACAGUCGCGGCACAGGGGAUCACCUGAUUAAACAUGGCACUCAGCAUGACCUUUCUGAUCUAGGACUCUAUGCGAGGGACGAGCGCUUAGGUGGGAAUCUUGUAGAUUGUACAUCACCUGCUAGGAGAACAAAUUCUACAUAUUACUUUUUAUUGUACCCCUUAAAAUGUAGUUAUGAAUGGAGAGCUAUUCAAACUUCAAAUCUAUACCAACACCUGUGUUUGUAUCUCCCAUGGAUGUGUUUAGAAGAGGGGAAGAAGAUAAAUUAAGCCAAAUAUUCACCAUAAACUUUAAUACUGUCUUAAUAAUGUUCAGCCGUGCACUCAGUGCAAACAAUGAUCACAUUUAAUGUCACUGCUUAUCCCACGGGUAGAAUGAGCCACACACUGCAUGCAAACAAUGAUCACAUGUAAUGUCACUGUUUAUUCCACGGGUAGAACGAGCCAUACAUUGCGUGCAAACAAUGAUCACAUGUAAUGUCACUGUUUAUCCCACGGGUAGAACGAGCCAUACACUGCGUGCAAACAAUGAUCACAUGUAAUGUCACUGUUUAUCCCACGGGUAGAAUGAGCCACAUACUGCGUGCAAACAAUGAUCACAUGUAAUGUCACUGUUUAUCCCACGGGUAGAAUGAGCCAUACACUGCGUGCAAACAAUAACAUGUAAUGUCACUGUUUAUUCCACGGGUAGAAUGAGCCAAACUCUGCGUGCAAACAAUGAUCACAUGUAAUGUCACUGUUUAUCCCACGGGUAGAACGAGCCACACACUGCGUGCAAACAAUGAUCACAUGUAAUGUCACUGUUUAUCCCACGGGUAGAACGAGCCACACACUGCGUGCAAACAAUGAUCACAUGUAAUGUCACUGUUUAUCCCACGGGUAGAACGAGCCAUACACUGCAUGCAAACAAUGAUCACAUGUAAUGUCACUGUUUAUUCCACGGGCACAACGAGCCAUACACUGCAUGCAAACAAUGAUCACAUGUAAUGUCACUGUUUAUCCCACGCGUGGCAUAAUGACAUCCAGUGCAGUCAGUUCUCUCCUCUUCAGUAAAUCCCUGCAAUGAAUACUUUUUUUUUGUUUCUUGAUGAGAAUAAUUGUCAGGGUUCUUCACAUAUAUUCAAAAUGAAUUUCUAAUUCAAGGUAAAAGUAGCCGAGCUGGAAACAUUCUCUAAGUUAGCGAUGCUUCCAGUUCGGCUACUCUGGCUUUAAAUGUGAAAUUCACUUUGAAUAGCCCUGUAUGUCUGUAAACACUCCUUUUUAGUUUAUUUCGUAUAAUAAUAUGUCUUUUAAUUGAAGGGAAAAGAGGAGAUCCUGCCUGGAAUAACAAAGGGAUUGUUAUCAUUAUGAGUAUCUUGUGAGUAUUAUUAUUAUUAUUAUCAUUUAUAUAGCGCCAACAGAUUCCGUAGCGCUUUACAAUAUUUUGAGAGGGGGGAUGUAACAAUAAAUAGGACAAUUACAAGAAAACUUACAGGAACAAUAGGUUGAAGAGGACCCUGCUCAAACGAGCUUAUAGACUAUAGGAGGUGAGGUAUUAGAAACAUUAGGACAAGAAAUAUCAAGUAGGAGUGAAGCAGAGCUGGAGGAGAGAGCAAAGCACUGUCCCAUAGGAGAGAGCAGGAGACGGGUAUGUAAGGUAGAGAUUACUCUGGGAGGCCAUAAGCUUUCCUGAAGAGAUGGGUUUUAAGGCCCUUCUUAAAUGAUUGAAGACUAUGGGAGAGUCUGAUGGCAGUAGGCAAGCUAUUCCAUAGGAGAGGAGCCACCCGCGAGAGGUCCUGCAAGCGCGAGUUGGCCGUACGGGUGCGAGCAGCGGUCAGGAGGUGGUCACGGGCAGAGCGGAGGGUACGAGGAGGGGCAUAUCUAUGGAUUAGUGAAGAGAUAUAAGUGGGGCUAGAAUUGUUCAGUGCUUUAAAUGUGUGGGUUAGCACUUUGAAUUGACUCCUAUAGCAUACAGGGAGCCAAUGUAAGGACUGGCAGAGGGGUGAGGUGUGAGAGGACCGACUAGAGAGGAAGAUCAGUCUAGCUGCAGCAUUCAUGACAGACUGUAGCGGGGCAAUACGGCUUUUGGGGAGACCAAUCAGGAGAGGGUUACAGUAAUCCAUGCGGGAAAUUACUAGAGCAUGGACAAGCUCCUUGGUAGCAUCUUGCGUAAGAAAGGGGCGAAUGCGGGCUAUGUUUUUGAGUUGGAACCUACAGGACUUGGCAACAAACUGGAUGUGAGGCUCAAAGGUGAGACCAGAGUCAAUUAUGACGCCAAGACAGCGCGCUUGCAGGGAUGGACUUAUGUGGAUAUCACUGAGUUGAAGGGAGAGCGAGAGAGGAGGAUCAGUAUUAGGAGGAGGAAAGACAAGGAGUUCAAUUUUAGAGAGGUUAAGUUUCAGAAAGCGUGAGGACAUCCAGUCAGAGAUGGAAGAAAGGCAAGCAGUGACACGUUGCAGGACGGCAGGGGAGAGGUCCGGGGAGGAGAGGUAUAUCUGAGUGUCAUCAGCAUACAGGUGGUAGUGGAAUCCAAAAGAGGCAAUAAGUUUACCAAGAGAGGCAGUAUAAAGAGAAAAUAAAGGGGACCAAGGACAGACCCUUGGGGAACUCCAACCGAGACAGGACGAGGGGAGGAGGUAUCCUUGGAAAAGGAGACACUGAAUGAGCGUUGGGAGAGAUAGGAGGAAAACCAAGAGAGGACAGAGUCACAGAGACCGAGCGAUUGAAGAGUUUGAAGGAGGAGAGCAUGAUCAACGGUGUCAAAGGCAGCAGAGAGGUCAAGGAGAAUUAAUAUGGAGUAGUGACCUUUGGAUUUAGCGGAGAGUAUGACUUAUCUUUCAUUAAUAAGUCACCAACUUAUUCCUUAGCGCAGUACAAUGUGGAUGUGGUUAAGGGUUAUGUAAGACUAAUGGUGAAGUCAGUGUUACUGGGAUGGGAGGAUAUUUUGUGAGUGAAUUAUUAUUAUUAUUAAUAUAAGUAUUAUAUGCACCAGCAUAUUCCAUAGCGCUUUAGAAUAUUAUAAGAAACCAGGGAUUGAACCAUAAAUGGGUCAAUUACAAAAUUUACAGGAACCAUAGGUUGAAGAGGACCCUGCUCAAAGGCGCUUACAGUCUAUAGGAAGUGGGGUGUAAAAUACAUUAGGACAAGAAAUGGCAAUCAAAUAAGGAGGGAGUGAAGCAGAGCUGGAGGAGAGAGUAGAGUGCUGCCCUUUUAGGAGAGAGCAAGAGACAUGUAUGUAAGGUAGAGGUUACUCUGGGAGGCCAUAAGCUUUCCUAAAGAGAUGGGUUUUAAGGCACUUCUUAAAUGAUUGAAGACUAUGGGAGAGUCUGAUGGCAGUAGGCAGGCUAUUCCAUAGGAAGGGAGCCCCCCGCGAGAGGUCCUGCAAGCGUGAGUUGGUCAUAUGGGUGCGAGCAGCGGACAAGAGAAGGUCACGGGCAGUGCGGAAAGACCGAGAAGGGACAUACCUGUGGAUUAGUGAAGAGAUUUAAGAGGGGCUAGAACUGUUCAUUGCUUUAUAUGUAUGGGUUAGCACUUUGAAUUGACUCCUAGGUGAGGUGUGAGAGGACCGAAUAGAGGAAAAUCAACUGAGACAGGAUGAGGGGAGGAGGUGUCGUUGGGAAAGUAGACAUUGAAUGAACAUUGGGAUAGAUAGGAGGAGAACCAUGAGAGGACUGUGUCACCAGUUUUUGUCACGCUUUGGAUUUUAGUUUCCAAAAGAAAAAGAUGUACAGUAUAUACUCGAGUAUAAGUCUAGUUUUUCAGCACAUUUUUUGAGCUUAAAAACCCCCACUCGACUUAUACUCGAGUCACUGUCUGUAUUAUGGCAACUUAGAGAGCUGCGGCCGUCAGAGCCAUGGCAACGAUCCGCGCGGCAACCAGACCGUGAGACUUACAGUGGAGCUGACUGGAACGGAGGAGAAGGGAGCUGCAGGAAAGGUAAGUAAAUGCUUCCUGCCGGCCCCCCCACUUCACAGCCCAUGCCACUGGACCACCAGGGAUUAAGAUAGCCACCCUCCCUGACCAGUUAACAAGCAGGGAGGGGGACAAAAAAAAAUUAAAAUAAUAAAAAAAUAAUAUUAAAAUAAAAAAAAAUUAAAAUAAUAAAAAUGCCCUCCCCCCACCUAGUUCACACACACUACACAAACACACACUCUGCAUUAUAUACACACUCUGCAUUAUAUACACACUCUGCAUUAUAUACACACACUGUGUAUAUAAUGUAUGAGUGUGUGUUUGUAUGAGUGUGUGUGUGUGUGUGUGUGUGUGUGUGUGUGUGUAUAUAAUGUAGAUUGUUUGUAUGAGUGUGUGUGUAUAUAUAAUGCAGAGUGUUUGUUUGUAUGAGUGUGUGUGUAUAAUUAUAAAAAUCACAGAAUUUCAUAGCCCCAAGUUUUACCCUCGACUUAUCCACGAGGCAUAGCAUAUUUCACAAUUGUUGGUCACAAAACUGCACUCGACUUAUACAUGAGAUCGACUUAUACACGAGUAUAUACGGUAAUCGCAAAAGUUAAAAGCUUUGCCAAGAUAGCCUGUCUAGCUGUGGGUGUACACAGAACAGAAAGGUGCUGGUUCAGAUGGUUUGAUUUAAUGUCCUAUUCGGUGCAGUUUAUUUGCGGAGAUUGGGAUUGUAGAGCGUUUUGAGCAAAUUCUGUGCCCAAAUAUUCAAGCUGGAGAAAUUUACACUUCAAGAUUUAUGCCUUUUAUUUAUUAUUGGGCUAAAACGUGCAGUUGCUUCUGUGGGUUCUCGAAAGUUGCCAGUUUAUGGAAUAGACCCCGUUCUCUGUGUUUCCCGUCUUGGACGGGGAUUGUCUGCAGCAUUUUUUUUUUGUUUCAUACUCGGUUGGCACCGGGGUGCUGUGCUGGUGGUGUGAUAAUACUAAUUAUAAUGGCUAUACUGGCGGUGGGUGAUAAUACUAAUUAUAAUGGCGGUGGGUGAUAAUACUAAUUAUAAUGGCUAUACUGGCGGUGGGUGAUAAUACUAAUUAUAAUGGCGGUGGGUGAUAAUACGAAUUAUAAUGGCUAUACUGGCGGUGGGUGAUAAUACGAAUUAUAAUGGCUAUACUGGCGGUGGGUGAUACUAAUUAUAAUGGCGGUGGGUAAUAAUACUAAUUAUAAUGGCUAUAAUGGCGGUGGGUGAUAAUACUAAUUAUAAUGGCUAUACUGGCGGUGGGUGAUAAUACUAAUUAUAAUGGUGGGUGAUAAUACUAAUUAUAAUGGCAGUGGGUGAUAAUACUAAUUAUAAUGGCAGUGGGUGAUAAUACUAAUUAUAAUGGCUAUACUGGCGGUGGGUGAUAAUACUAAUUAUAAUGGCGGUGGGUGAUAAUACGAAUUAUAAUGGCUAUACUGGCGGUGGGUGAUAAUACUAAUUAUAAUGGCGGUGGGUGAUAAUACUAAUUAUAAUGGCUAUACUGGCGGUGGGUGAUAAUACUAAUUAUAAUGGCUAUACUGGCGGUGGGUGAUAAUACUAAUUAUAAUGGCGGUGGGUGAUAAUACGAAUUAUAAUGGCUAUACUGGCGGUGGGUGAUAAUACUAAUUAUAAUGGCGGUGGGUGAUAAUACGAAUUAUAAUGGCUAUACUGGCGGGUGAUAAUACAAAUUAUAAUGGCUAUACUGGCGGUGGGUGAUAAUACUAAUUAUAAUGGCGGUGGGUGAUAAUACGAAUUAUAAUGGCUAUACUGGCGGUGGGUGAUAAUACGAAUUAUAAUGGCUAUACUGGCGGUGGGUGAUAAUACGAAUUAUAAUGGCUAUACUGGCGGUGGGUGAUAAUACUAAUUAUAAUGGAUUUGUGGGAUCCCUUUUUCUAUACAAUGUCAACACCCCAUACAUUUUAUCAGAUUGAAUUAUCACAGAAUAUCUUUAAAAGAUAGAAUGUUCUACUUGUUCUCUCAGCGGUUCAUUAAUAGUCUAUUCUUGUGCGUGUUUUAUCUUGUGUUAGUGUUACAAUGUGUGUUGUGUAACCUGCUGUAUGGCUUUUACUCACUGGGACGGUGUGGAUGUAGUUUAACUGGUGUGGUACAAUAUGUGGGGUAGACUGCACAUGUAGUUUUGAUGGAAUAGCAUGUGUUGGUGGUACUCUAUUGUAGGUGGCGUGGUGUAGGUGGCGCUGUGUUGUGGUGUAGGUGGCGCAGUGUAGUGUAUUGUGAUUUGCUGCAUUUUCCAUUUCUAUAUGUUCUCCAACUGUUUUUUUUUGUUUGUUUUUUGUUUUUUUUAAAGAAUCCACGAACUGACCACGUUUCCCUCUCUUCCCCAGUCUGUUUGCUCUUGUUGCAUUGAACGUGACUCUAUUUUUAAAGCUGUCGAAGAUUGAGCACGCAGCCCAUGUGCACCUCCAGAGAGAGAGAUUGGCCAGGUAGGACAAUUUGAAAUAACUAGACAUUGCCUGCAAACGUUGUUUAGGAUAAAAACCAAAAUGACAAAAAGCAAACACAUUAUCUGUAAUUUGAUAAAUGGAUUUUAACAAACAAAUGCUUUAAACACAGUUGUUUGCUAAAUUUGAAAUAUUUCUAAAACCCUUGCAAAAAGCAAAAAAAAACAAUAUGCAGAUCAUCACAACUAAAAGAAUAGUGGUGAGUUGAAAACCAAAUUCUGUCAUUUAAAGUUCGGGGAACAAAAUGCUGAAAUGGUACAUUUUUAAAUGCAUCUAUUUUAGUGUAAAUGUUACAAUUUGUUGUUUAAUUCACCAUCUAAUUCUAGAGCAUAAAUCCUGCAACAUUUUACAUCCGAUCCCAAUUACCACAUUCUGCCACCUUCUGGACCGAUUCGUGGGCUCGGACUCUUGAACUGAGCGCAUUUGAAAUCUAUAGUGUGAAUUGCGGGUGUUCAACGUUUAAAUAUCAUCUUUGCUUUUUGCAUUUGUUUUCGAAUGACCGUUGGUAGAAAAGUGGAGAUUGGUGAAUAACCCCAAUUUGUGCAAAAUUGCAUUUUCUUGCUGGAUUUUCUAUACCUUAAUUACUUGACAUGCUUUUUCUAGGUCACACUCCUACGACAUGGGCAACCGAGACCACAUCCCCGAGGGCAAAGUGUCUGGGGCGGCAGUGAGAGGUGCCCUUCAAGAUUCCAUAACCACCCUCGAACAGGUAAAUGGUUCUAUAUUUUGUCAUUUCUCCUGCCUGCUCUGUGUGGAUGCUGUGUCACAUACCUGAAAGAGAUCCUUAUUUAAUGCAAAUCUAACAGCUUAUCUUCAUUAAUAUAAUUAAAUCCAUAUUACAGCAAUCAGUACAAGAAAUUCUUCAAACAUCCCCACAAUGGGGCUACUAAAAAAGAAAACCCUGCAAGCUUACGCUCUAUUUGUUUAUUAUUAAUAAAUAGAUAAUUGUUGUACUCUCUUUACUAGCCGAGUGUCUGUCUGGAAUCGUGAUGGAGACACAGCAACAUGAGCAUGUUCGCUCUUGUAUAUUAUAUAUUGUACAGCUCUAUGGUAUAUGUCGGCAAUCACAUUAUUUGCUGUUUUUCCUUCUUCUUUCCCAUCCCAAUUUAUUUAUUUUGCUUUUUGCUGAACAUAAGCUUCAUAGAUAUCUUAAAUCAUUAACUUUUUUUUUUUUUCUUCUUCUUGGGACGAGGGGUUUUAAUCUAAAAUGUUGCCAAUUUAAUGAAGUGCAGUCAUCUGUUGCAGCUAAAUGUACUAAUUUGUCACUUUAUUUCCUCAGCUCAAAAACUCUCUUCUCUUGCUCCAGAAAAGUUUUGAUCUUAUGAACAAGUCAAAGAGUGAAGAGGCUUCUGGGAGUUAG